GCAAUCAUUCGAACAACAUCCAAAUCACAAAAUGGCUAUCCGACCAGUCACAAGAUCACCACUUCUCCUUAUCACCCUCAGUGUUUGUCUGGCCCUCCCUAUUCUUGCCGUCUCAUCUCAUAUUCUGUCUAUCUAUCGCGACGAACAUGCCUCGAAUCCCUGGUGGCUACCCAUCUGGCACGCUCAUUUCGACACACGCGGUCUCAUCGCCAUCACUGUGACUUCUUGCAUCAUCUUCGCUCUUGACCUUGUGUCUAUCGGUCUGGUGAUUGCUGGAAACAAGACGGGAAACAAGAGCAAGAAUGUCAAGUGGAUCGUCGUAGCAUCGAUGCUGGCAACGACUAUUGCGGCGUUAGUCGCUAUCAUCAUGCCUGCCAUUGCCAAUGCCGCAGCACCCAGCAAAUCUGACACCGUUCAAACGUGGACUUGUCGAUGGAGAAAUGCUGUCGGUGCACCUGAGAAUUUUGGAGCGUUGUGUCAUGAGAGCCAAUUCACUUCCUACGCUCCUAUUCCGCUCUUCAUCAUUCAUCUUCUGCUUUUGGUUCAGAGUGUCCAAGAUGCUGUCGUUACACCGCAGCCGGAUCAGACGUUUGACGAAGAGUUGGUUAUCAUUACAAAGAGUGUCGAUGUCGCUACUACAGCUUCGAAUGACAGUCCCAGAAUGGAUGGAAAGGAAGUGAGGCUCUGAUGUAUUCUGCGUUCCUGCACUCGCAGUGCUGUAUACCCGUGAAAAGGCAAGAGAUUUUUUCGUUGAGAGCAAGCUGAUCAGUUGCUCAGUAUGCCUCUGCCUAGUUGCAAAGUGCCGAUCUCAAAUGGACUUUGCAUCUCGAUGGGCAUGGCAUUAGUUCUAGGUGUGUCUGCCGUAGGGGCUAGAAGAUCUAGUAUGAUAGCAG
This is a messenger RNA of Aureobasidium pullulans EXF-150, 893 nucleotides long. RefSeq lists its product as uncharacterized. The transcript has 3 exons. Bases 32 to 688 code for a protein of 218 amino acids. Lineage: Eukaryota; Fungi; Ascomycota; Dothideomycetes; Dothideales; Saccotheciaceae. The record is from RefSeq and is a predicted model, not a curated record.